AUGACCAAGUUCGGAUCAAAUGGAGCACGAAUAGUUCAUUCUGAAGAGUCCAGCGCGGCGAUGAACGAAGCCUGCCGCUGUCUCAGUUCUUUCGCCGACGCCUGUAACUUCACGUCUGUUAAUUACAUCUUACGUCGGAAGACUUGCCGUUCUGGAUGUCCAGAGAAAACCAAGUUUGGCUUUCAGGUCCUCUGCGUUGCCGAGUCAGGAAGACGACUACGAAAGCGAGUUCGGCCGAAUGAUCUACACAAUUUCUAUACUUCUGAUGUUCUCCUUUGUUAUCGUCCUGCUCAUGAUCAGAUCAAUAAAGAGCAGUUCGAGUAGGGUUGAGGUUUUGGAAGUCUUAUUCAGCCAGUCGAGGAGAAAAUUCAGAUGGAUACGCUUCUAGAUGCAAUGAGAUUCCGAGAAGAACUAGAUAUUCGUGAAAGACAACGGCGACGUCUGAUGAAGGCAAAAACGAAGGUUUGUUUGAUGAAUAUUACGUGAUCUCGAAAAUUUGAAUCUUCUGAGGAACGUUAUUUCAUGUAUUGGUUGCAGUUGUCUCCACCUACAAAAUUCUACUUUUUUAAAGAACAGCUGAGCGGAAAAAGCAAAUUUCUUAAAAACUAAAGUUUUGUGAGGGUUGAGAGUUUCGGAAACUUCACCUAAAACGUGAUGAAGAAUAUAUCCAAGAUUCAAGUAAACUUACCUCUUUCAUCAAAGUUCAAAUUUUGCUGUCAAACUCCGCAACUCUGAAAUAAUCUGCAGGUGACGGCCUGGCUAACCAGAACCCAAGGAGAGAAAGUCUGGAAAAGUCAACAAGCGACGAUGCCCCGGAAGCAGACCAGGUGAAGUUGACGCUUUCAUCUCACCUCGUCCGUGACUCCUUCAGCAUUUCCACAAUGUCCGACAUACCGGAGAUCGUGGUGACAGAAGACAUUUCUAACUUCCCGAGGUCCCGAACUCCAGCCUUAUCAUUGAUUUAUGAUUUUGCCGAAGGCUCAGAGGCCAGCAGGUUGAGCCCAAAGAAAUAUCCAGGAAUCAUACACACUUUCAGAGCAAAUUCAAGAAUGAACGACGGCCGAGGCUCGAUUUGCUCCUCCAAUAACGGCACCUUGAGUCGAAAUUCGUUCAGCAUCGAUCUCGAAGUCCCGCAAAUUUCUUACGACCAGCGCUCCUACAGUCAGAGUAUCGACUCCUGA
This is a messenger RNA of Caenorhabditis auriculariae, 1181 nucleotides long. NCBI's taxonomy places the organism in Eukaryota, Metazoa, Nematoda, Chromadorea, Rhabditida, Rhabditidae. The record is from the annotation of a GenBank genome assembly.